Messenger RNA from Chanos chanos (milkfish), 2471 nucleotides. RefSeq names its product MAGUK p55 scaffold protein 1 (gene mpp1). The transcript has 12 exons. Lineage: Eukaryota; Metazoa; Chordata; Actinopteri; Gonorynchiformes; Chanidae. The record is from RefSeq and is a predicted model, not a curated record. Bases 117 to 1523 code for a protein of 468 amino acids. Gene Ontology annotation, molecular function: protein binding.
UAAUUUGUCCAACCCUCCGUCGGACCUUGAGCAAGGGCAACUCAGGUUUAGCGUCAGGUUUUUUUUUUCUUCUCUCUCUCUCUCUAUCUCAAUUUUUUUUCCACCAGCCCUGAAAGAUGACAUUAAAAUCCAAUAAAAACGAACCUGCUGUCACUCUGGAGCGGGUCAACAGCGUUCGCACAGCACUCUCUGAUCUGUACCUGGAACAACUUCUACAAAACAAACUCAAGUCAGAGAAGGUGGUGAUGCAGACCAGCGAGGCGAAAGGGAACGUGUUUUACAGCAAUGGCGGAGCGGGCCUCCCCAACGGCAGAGAAGCUUCUAGAAUGCGCGAGGUGGCCUUCGAGAAGAACCCCUCGCAACCUCUGGGAGUGACCCUGAAAAUGAACGAGAAACAGAGGUGUACCGUUGCCAGGAUCCUUCAUGGAGGGAUGAUCCAUAGACAAGGCUCUUUACACGAAGGCGACGAAAUCACAGAGAUAAACGGAGAGAGCGUCACGAACCAGAGCGUGGACCAGCUGCAAAAAAUACUGAAAGACACAAACGGCGUCGUCACUCUGAAGGUCAUCCCUCAUCAGAAAAGUCAACCUCCUACCUGUGAGAUGUUCAUGAGAGCCCAGUUUGAUUACGAUCCCGCCAAAGACGACCUCAUUCCCUGUAAAGAAGCCGGACUCAAAUUCCAAACCGGAGACGUCAUUCAGAUCAUCAACAAGAAGGAUCCGAACUGGUGGCAAGGGCGGGUGGACAGCUCCACCACAGACUUUGCGGGGCUCAUACCGUCCCCCGAGUUACAGGAAUGGCGAGUGGCCAGCAAGAGCAAAUCGAGUGGAGAGGUCAGUCAGUCCUGCAGUCCCUUCGGCAAGAAGAGGAAGUGCAAAGACAAGUACCUGGCCAAACACAGCUCCAUUUUUGAUCAGCUGGACGUCAUCUCUUACGAGGAGGUCAUACAGCUUCCUGCGUUCAGCAGAAAAACACUGAUCCUCAUCGGUGCGCCUGGUGUGGGGAGGAGUCAUAUUAAAAAUUCCUUACUUGCCAAAUACCCAGAGAAGUUUGCCUACCCAAUACCCCACACGACCAGACCGCCCAGGAAGGACGAAGAGAACGGCCUGGAAUACUUCUUCAUCUCCAACGACACAAUGACCAAGUGCAUCUUGGGAAACGAGCUGCUGGAGUACGGCAGUUUCCAGGGCAACAUGUUCGGCACUAAGAUCGAGACCAUCCAGAAGAUUCACGAGUCGGGCAAAAUCGCCGUGCUGGACAUCGAACCACAGACUUUGAAGCUGCUUAGAACAGCAGAAUUUGCCCCCCUGGUGAUUUUUAUUGCCCCAACUGAUGCUCCAAACCAGUCGGAGGCGGUGCAGGCCAUCAAGAAAGAGUCGGACGCCAUCUUCGCCGCGUACCGUCACUUCUUCGACGUCGUUCUCAUCAACAACGACGUAGAUGAGAGCGUGAAGGGUGUGGAGGAGGCCAUGGAGAGGGCCAGCUCCACCCCGCAGUGGGUACCCGUGUCCUGGGUCUACUGAUCUCCCCAUUCCACACCCACCCGGCCCCUCCACCCUAAACUCCACAACUACCCCCACUCCCGCCACGCUGAACCAGGGGUGAAGCAGCGUAUCAAGCCAUGAGACAUCGCCGCACCAGCCGUGGUCGACGGCGCGGUUGCCAUUGACAACGUUUUGCACACGCGCGCGUUUGCUAGGUUCUUUGAAAAACCGACACGAAAUAAAAACGAAUAUAAGAAUGUUAAGCAAUACAUCAUUUUGUUUUCUCCAUGUCAGAAGCGAAUGAUUUUUUUUUGUUUGUUUCUUCGUUUGUUUAUGUUUUUUUUUUUUUUCCAAAUCCUAAUGCAGUGGUUAAAGAUUUUUAAACCGCAGAGGGCAUUGCGGGGUACAGCUGUGUGCAAAUGGCUGUCCUCGAUGUUUUCUCACCUCCAGUCAUGGAAACCCAAUCAGACCAUACAUUCUCACGAUAGCACAGUACUGUAACAUUUAAUUCAACUUGUCUACCUAAUGCUGUGUCCCUUGGCUUCGUGCGCUGGGUAUGUUGGUGCUAAGCAUUAAACAAAGUAUAAAACUCUACCUGGUCCCCAUCACUGGAUCUGAGAAACGCGGUGUCGCGGAAUUGUAGACGAACGUUAGCGAUGCAAAGAUGACCACUACUGUGAUACCAAAUAACCAGUGAGCAUAUGAGGAGCUGAUUACUUUGAUUCAUCCUGUCUGUGUAUAUUGUGUAGUUGUGUUUUUUUUCUUUUUGUCUUCGAGUGCCAUCAAAUUCAUAUUAAACUGUGUGUUUGGUAAAAGUGUGAAAUGCAGGGAAAUCUUAUCAUCCCCGAGAUUAAUGUCAACUUGAACCAGCGUUUUUAGUCACGCCAUCUGUAUGUUCCGUCUUCAUCGUGUUUGCAUGGAUAUAUACCUCACAAUACGAUGUAAAGGCACUCUCCAACUCUUCUGAUUAAACCAUCUCCCCACAAA